CGGCAACGCACAUCACAGCAAGCUGAUUUUAUAAGUGAGAGCCGUUCUUUAGAUUUGAGGAGCUUCUGGAGUCAUGGCAGAAGCGAAUGGCACUCGGAUCACUGAAUUCUUCCUGCUUGGAUUUUCAGGACUACAUCCACAGUAUAAUGGAGCUGUUGGGACCUUUUUACUUUUCGUCUAUCUAAUACUAGCAGGCGGAAAUAUCUUGAUCAUCUUUAUUGCAUGGGAAAGAAGCCUUCAUAAACCCACGUAUUUAAUCUUCUGUAACCUCGCUAUAUCCGAUCUUGCUUUUGGAACUGUCACACUGCCUAAAGUGGCUUCCAAAUAUUUAAUCAAAGAUGAUUAUAUAGCAUUUCAUUUAUGUUUUGCUCAAAUGUAUAUGGUUCAUCAUUUAGGUACUGUCAAUUCCUUUUUGAUGUUAUUAAUGGCCCUGGAUCGGUUUGUUGCUAUAUGCAACCCCCUUAGAUAUUCCACUAUUGUAACAAACCAGUCUAUUGCUUGGGCAUGUGCAGUGUUCUGGUUAAUAAUUUUAGGAUGGUUACCACUGUUUACUUAUCAAAGUGAAAAACUUUCCUUUUGUGCUUCAAAUGUUAUCAGUCAAUGUUUUUGUGAUUUCAAUUCAUUAGUUAGACUUGGGUGCGGGGAGAAAAGCGAGUUAAGGAAAAAUGCAUUUGCCAUGGCCAUGUUUGUGCUUUUGGGUCCUUUAAUUUUCAUCAUAUUUACUUACGUUGCCAUUAUCAUAUCUGUAUUUAAAAUCUCAAGCGUUCAGGCCAGAUAUAAAACAUUUUCGACAUGCAGUCCUCAGCUGUUAAUCAUAUGCCUUUACUAUUUACCCAGAUGUACUGUGUAUAUUUGUGAUUUAACUGCUGAACUGCCUGUAGUCGUUCGGAUUAUGCUUGUUAUGUGGUACAGUCUGCUGCCUCCUGUUGUUAAUCCAUUGAUAUAUUGCUUCAGAACUCAGGAAAUCAAGGCUGUUUUAAUGAAAAAAAUCAGAUCCAAAAAAGUGAACUUUAAUUUAAAAGCAUCUUCAUGCUGAUAACAUCUGUAUUUCUGUAAAGCAAACUUCUAUGUUUUCGAAACUAUGAUGUAUAAUAAUAAUCAGUACCAAAUGUUACAGAACAAGAAGGAUGUGCAAGUAACUGACAAUUUUCACAGCAGAUUAAGAAGAGUUCAGAUGUAAAACACUCUAAAUCUGAUUUCUUUUUUAAAAGGCCCCUACAUUUACCUAAAGCAAUACCAGAUAUUUCAGACGGGGCAGAGUGUGAUAUUUUAUGUUUUG
Triplophysa dalaica is the source of this 1279-nucleotide messenger RNA. Its product is annotated as olfactory receptor 1500-like. Gene Ontology annotation, cellular component: membrane. The record is from RefSeq and is a predicted model, not a curated record. NCBI's taxonomy places the organism in Eukaryota, Metazoa, Chordata, Actinopteri, Cypriniformes, Nemacheilidae. Gene Ontology annotation, biological process: G protein-coupled receptor signaling pathway. Gene Ontology annotation, molecular function: olfactory receptor activity; G protein-coupled receptor activity.